Molecule: messenger RNA, 885 nt
Organism: Lotus japonicus
Lineage: Eukaryota; Viridiplantae; Streptophyta; Magnoliopsida; Fabales; Fabaceae
Exons: 1
Coding region: 1-885 (294 amino acids)
Molecular function (GO): catalytic activity
Source: RefSeq, a predicted model, not a curated record
AUGGGAAGGAGAUGGGUCACUUGGAAUGUUCGCCGCUUAGGCAAAUCUACCAAAAGGGAAGUGACCAAACUUAUACUGAACCGAUCGCGUCUAGAGCUGGUCAUGAUUCAGGAGUCCAAAUUGGGGUUAGAAAGGGAAGAAACUGUAAAUAGGUGGGCAAGAUCCUUGAAUAUGGAGUAUGAAUUCGUUCCUUCUGAGGGAGCUUCUGGGGGUAUCAUAACACUGUGGAAAGGAUCUGGGCUCAACCUAUGGAGGGUGGAAAAACACCCUCGCUUCCUGGUAACUGUGUUCCAAAUUCUUCCUGAAGAUGCUUGUUGUCUUGUGAUAAAUGUUUACGAGCCCAACAAUGAGAGAGAUAAAGGAAGCUUCUUUACCGAUUUGGGGGUAGUAUUGGAUGCGCAUGUUGGAGCCUACAUCAUUAGAGGGGAUUUCAACGCCACAUUAAAUGAUGGGGAAAGGAAGGAAACAGGCUCUAACCUAGAAGGUGAUGCGAAUUUCAAACAGUUCGUGGAGAACCACACCCUUGUUGACUUACCCAUGGUAGGAGGUGAAUAUACUUGGCAUAGUACUAGAAAUGGAGGGCUAUGGAGCAAGAUUGACAGGUGGGUAAUGAAUGAUAAUAUGAUCCAGCUUCUAAAUGUUGUUUCUCAGAGAUUGGAGGCGUGGGAUACUUCAGAUCACCGGGCAGUCACAUUAUCCUGGGGAACAAGGGACUUUGGAUCCAAACUAUUCCGGUUUUACAACCACUGGCUGGCAGAGGAGGACUUCACAAAAAUGGUGGAGGAGUGGUGGGGGGUCAAAAAUUGUGGAAGGAUGGUCUGGCUUCAUAAUCCUGCAAAAACUAAAAGGUCUACGGGAAAAGAUUCGAAGCUGGAACAAGAAUAG